Messenger RNA from Carica papaya (papaya), 1447 nucleotides. The record is from RefSeq and is a predicted model, not a curated record. Lineage: Eukaryota; Viridiplantae; Streptophyta; Magnoliopsida; Brassicales; Caricaceae.
UUUGUUGAUAAUUACUAAAGAAGAAAAGAAAGAUCGGUAAGUAUAAUUGGCAAAAGGAAAGAGGAGGAAGAAAUGGAAGAGAUUGAGAUAGUAAUAGCAGGUGGUGGCAUAUGCGGUCUGGCAACUGCUUUGGCUCUUCACAGGAAAGGGAUAAAGAGUGUGAUUCUGGAAAGAGCAGAAUGUGUUCGUGCGACGGGAUCUGCCAUCGGUGUCUUCCCAAAUGGGUGGCGAGCUCUUGACCAACUUGGUGUUGGCUCUGAUCUCCGCCCAACUGCCGUCCCACUUCUCGGAUGGGUAUACAAUAUUUAACACCCACAAUUGUAUAUACGAAAACAGGGUAAGGGAUGUAUCGCUUCACAACGGCAAGCGGCGUGAAUCAACUUUUUCGCUUACCUCAGUUGGGGAAGGACGGUGCCUGAAACGGAGUGAUCUAGUCAAAGCACUCGCCAAUCAUCUUCCAUCUGGCACCAUUCGCUUUAAUUCACAAAUCGUUUCAGUGGAGUUGGACCCUUUGUCUUCCUACCCUAUUCUUCACCUCAAAGAUGGAACAACCAUUAGAGCCAAGGUUUUGAUCGGAUGUGAUGGGGCCAAUUCAGUAAUAGGUGACUUUCUGGGACUAAAGCCAAAAAAGGUAUUCAGUUCAUUGGCUGUGAGAGGUCUUACAGAGUUUGCAAACCGCCACGGAUUGCCCAUUGAGGGCGUAAGAAUUAGAAGGGGCAACACCAUGUCGGGAGGAGUUCCUCUCAACGAUCACCUACUCUAUUGGUUCUUACUUCACAAAUGGAAUCCUACCGAUCUUGCAAAAGUGGCACAUGAUCCGGAGCUGAUACAAAAAAUGGCUAUAGAAACAUUAAUCGAGCACAAAUUUCCAGCAGAAAGAAUAGAGAUAGUCAAAAGGUGUGAUCUAAAUUCAUUAUCGCUCACUCGCUUGAGAUAUAGGUCACCAUGGGAGGUGCUGUUGGGAAACUUUCGGAAAGGGACGGUAACAGUGGCGGGAGAUGCAAUGCACGUGAUGGGUCCAUUUUUAGGUCAAGGUGGCUCCGCAGCCAUGGAAGACGCAGUGGUGUUAGCGAGGUGUUUGGCAGGAAAGCUUGGUGCAAAACAAAAGAUUGAAGAAGCUUUGGACGAGUAUAUAAAAGAAAGAAGGAUGAGACUGGUUUGGCUGUCUACACAAACCUAUCUUGUUGGCUCGUUGCUUGAUACUUCCUCGUUAAUUAAGAAAAUCUUUAUUAUGAUUUUCAUGGCUCUGCUCUUCCGCAACCCAACUGCUCAUGCCAAAUAUGAUUGCGGACGCCUCUAAUUCUAAUAAAUUCCGGAUUUAACUUCAAAUUUUUUGUAUGAAAAUUAUAAUAAAAUGUAUAAGUUAUCCGUUAAAUGUCAACAAAUUAUAUGUUGUAUGUUAUUAUUUCAGUGGUGAAUUCUUCCCCAAUAAAUACUUUUCGAGUAA